AGAGUGAAAAUGUGGCAAGAGAUGAUGAUGAAGGAAGAAGCAGAAGAGGAAGAGAUUGAGAGAUUAUUUAUGGGUGUUAUGGGAGGAUAUAAAGAUGCUUUCAUGCCGCCAUUGACGGAUUUUUCCACCAUUAAUGAGAUGGGUUCAAGCUCAUCAUAUGGGAAUAAGAGGCACAAAAAAGAAGCUCCUCUUGCUGAUGAUAAUAUGCAUAAGGAACGUAACAGAAGAGGGAAAAUGGCUGAGUUGUACUCUCUGCUUCAAUCCUUACUCCCAACUAUCUCCCACAUCCAUAAGGCGACGAGGGAGAAGAUUGUGGUGGAAUCUAUAGAUUACAUCAAACGUCUUGAGGAAGAAGUAUUGCGGUUGAAGAAUCUGAAGAAGUCAGUAGUGGUGUAUAAACCUGCUUUAUCUCAAUGGAGAAACAGGGUUUCUUCUGUUAAUGCUACUGUAUCGAAAGGAUUAGCAUUUUUCGGGAUCCAAUUUCAGCUCACACAAGGACUGAUGACUAACAUCUUCUCGGUUCUUGACAAGCAUCAGGCUGAGGUUUUGGCUGCUAAUAUCUCUGUAAGUGACCAUCAGCUAACGACAUUGACAAUCACAGUAACCAUAGGAAAUAAUGAAAGUAAUACAGUAGAGAGUAUUCGGAGAGAAUUGCUUCUUUUUUAGAAUUGUUUUGGUGAUUUAUAUGCAUUGGUGGAUGGAUAUCAUCAAGUUUCUCGAGAUCUUUUUUGUGUUGUUGCUGAUUAUGCAUGAAUCAUUAUUUAUAGAAAAUGCAUACGGAUAGUUCUAGCAGAUGUAUUAGAUUGAAUUCGAAAAAAGUGAAAUCAAAACACAGAUGUUCAAUUGAUGGUAUUAUCCUCAUUUCUCUGCAUAUCAUGAACUCGAUGUACCAUUUCAUUUCGAGUAGAUCAAUGAUUACCUGAGAGCUGAGAAUUUGAUAAAACCUCAAAACUUCGAAUAUCUUUGCGAGGACCUUUGUUUUAUUCCUGCGAGGAUGUAAGUAAGGUUGUUUAUUGUGUUUCGAUUAUGGCACUAUUUUGUUGUUGUUUUUGCUCCCUUCUGGUAGACUUUGUUCUGCUUACAUGUAUCCUUCUUCAUUGUACCUGGAUUUGCUGCUGAGGUCUCUCGGAAGUCGGAAACAGUCUCUCUACCCACGAGGUAGUGGUAAGGUCUGAGUAUAUUCUACCCUUCCCCACAACCACAGUUCUCGUUUAACAAGCAGACCAACAGUAGUACCUUCUUUCCAGUUAUAUGAUCUCAGUAGAUUGCUCUCUGCAAUCAAAGAGAUAAUCCUUUUGUUUAACAUGGUUUGAUGAGGACUCAAUACGAUCAAGCUUGCUUAUCUCAUAGUCCUUAAGAAUAAUGGAUGCAAAAUGGAAUUGAACCCCUAGAAGCUUGAACAUACAAAGGAAGAACGCAUUAGCUAUAGCCCCCAUAAUUUGGAAAUGAACUGAAGCAAUGUUACAGGACAUUGCCAUUUCCAUAGACCAUGCAAAAUUGAUAUCAUACAUCAUCAGGAAUGGUUUAUGAAACUCAAGAAUGUCGGAGAAGGCAGAGCUAGCCAUUUCUAAAACCUCGAUGUGGAGGUACGUAGGCAUUACUUGUAUGACAGUGAGGAGGAAGCAACAUUUUCUCCACCAUUCUUCCUUUAAUUCCUCUUGCCCUUUGUGGUUAGACAGGCAUACUUAUUGUAUGUUGUUUUCCCUGUGGAUAUGCUAAUAUAUAUCUUCUAGCAGACAGUCAAUAAGAGGUGUCACUGAGUGAAUUUUGUUUAUGGACUUCAUUAACUUUGAUCUUUAAGUUCUAUAGAAGUUGUUGAAGCAUUACUCUUCUGGUUCUUCACUUCUACUUCUUUUUUGUACUUAAUGUACAAUUCAUUAGACGAGUGAAAGUUGCUCGGGUGAUAAGUCCCUUCAUUUCCAACAAUGAGAACUUUUUUAAAACAAUGUUCUAGUCUUUCACUAUCGAUUUCAUUGUAGCUCUUCUAUUCAAUCUGGAACAGUUGAACUAGAACUGGAUAGACAAGAAUCUGUG
Solanum pennellii is the source of this 2034-nucleotide messenger RNA. RefSeq lists its product as uncharacterized. The annotation marks the transcript as partial. The record is from RefSeq and is a predicted model, not a curated record. The transcript has 2 exons. Gene Ontology annotation, biological process: endosperm development; regulation of DNA-templated transcription. Gene Ontology annotation, molecular function: DNA-binding transcription factor activity; protein dimerization activity. Lineage: Eukaryota; Viridiplantae; Streptophyta; Magnoliopsida; Solanales; Solanaceae.